UUUCCGGCACUUUUCUGCGGGAUUCGAGUGGCGACCGCGGACCUGUACGGACGUGAUCGUGCAGUCUUGCGUUAGUUAUUUGAGGUUGUGAAAAAGAGAUUUUCACUAGAAGAUCCCUGCCGUUGACGCGUAGGGAAGUGCACACGGUUUGGUACUCAUAUACGAAGAAUAGUAGUGGGUGCGCGAAAUGCAGGAGGCUGCGGCCUCUUGCAUAAGUAAAGACAGCGAGGGGAACUCUACUGACCCCCCUCCCCCUAACACCAUCCUUUCAGCAUGGGAUGCUAAUCCUAAAUCCUCUACCCUUCCCCUCGACACUCCCUGUGACGCAGGGUCUUCUGGUGACCGAAAAGAACGUGGAACACGCAAAGCACACAGACGCGGUCCCCCCCCGUGCAGGGGAUCUUCCAGAAGGGGCAGCCAAUCAAACAACGUUUAAUCAGAAGGACGAAUCAAAGAGCGACAGGAUUACAGCCAACAAAGAAAACACUACAGUUGCAGACUUAGUAAUGGAAUACACCAUGGACAGCGAUCCGAAGGUUAACAAGCCCACAAAUAAUAUAAUCAAUGUCGCUAAACACCCCAAAGCCGCACAAGAGUGGGACAUAUUAGCAAUUCAUGCAAAAGCAAAGCCAGAUCGAUGUAUUUACUGUGGAGAAGAUAAGCACGAGGACAAGGACUACGUGUGCGCGUUGAGCACUGGAGACCACACAUGCCUCAAUUGCAAGGGAAAUCAUCUCCCUACAUCGCACGAAUGUCCUACGGUGAUUUCAUUUAAAAAAGCUCAAGCAUUGGCAGCCACUGAAAACAUCUCCAUGCAGGAAGCCAGAAGAAGGAUUAUCUCCAUGGACAACACCCAACACUCCAACACGGACACUCCUAGAGACUUCUUACGUAAAUUCUUCGACACGCUAGCACCCCUUGGAAAUAUCCUCAUGGUUGGAGACUUUAACGCCCACCACCCGGCAUGGGGCGGGAUGGGCGUCCGCAUUGACUGCAUGGGCACUCGGCUGUUGGACUCCUUCGAGGAGGCGGGACUCACGGUGCUAAAUACUUCAGGAGAUACCUUUAUGAGCUUGUCUCACGGAACUUUCUCGGGAAUCGACAUAGCCUUGGCUUCAGCGGCACUCGCUCCACUAUGCUCCGUCAGGAUUGACAGUGAUCUCAGAGGCAGCGAUCACUUUCCCCUCUUCACUUCCAUUGGCCAACUGGAACCUUCAAGGAACUGUUUUAAAUACAAGAUCAAACUAAGUGCGGCGGAAUCUAGAGAACUCCGGCAUAUGCUGGAAAGGGAGCAAAGCGUUUUCUCGGAAGCGCUUCCUGCUGACCCAAUAGAGGCGUACAACUAUAUGGUUAGUUUCGUCUUAGAGAGAAUAAGAAGCAUCGUGGGAGAUAAGAGGUCUUCCAAAGGAUCUUCGACUCGGACAAACAGACCAGAACACGUUCCUGCUCUCUGGUGGAGCGAGGAGUGCGACGAGAAAUGCCGGGACAGAAAGGCGGCUCUUCUUCAUUUUAGGAAAUCUCCAUCAGCAGCAAGUCUUAACGAUUAUAGGAAAACUGCGGAGGAGUGUGCCAAGACUCUUCGAAAAUACAAGAGCAAGGGAUGGAAGGAACUAUGCACUUCAUUCACGGGAAAAACUCCCUCUGCUGAAGUCUGGAAACUCGUUAAAGCAUAUAAAAAAAGACGACUUUUAUUAACAAGCGGCACGGAGGAACAGACAGUACCCUUUGAGGAUCAGGUAAAUCUGGCGCAGGAUAAACUAUGUCCCCCUAGCUGUGAAUUUCAAAUCAAUAUGGAUUCCUAUCUGCGUGAAUGCAAAUUGCGUUCAGGAGGUAUCUCCAGAGAAGAGCUGGGCAGUCCAUUAACCAUUGAGGAACUCAAUGGGGCUAUGUCUCAUUUUAAAGGUAGGAAAUCGGCACCAGGUGAGGAUCAACUCGACUUCAGAAUCCUGAGCACCUUCCCGCCCCUCAUGAUUAAACAUAUGCUGGGAAUCUUCAAUACAUUCCUCAAAACUGGCAUAACUCCUCCUGCGUGGAGGCGCUCGCUGGUUAUCCUCAUCCCCAAACCUAACGGCACCGGACUUAGGCCUAUAGCGCUGGUUCCGUGUUUACUCAAG
Messenger RNA from Vollenhovia emeryi, 2114 nucleotides. Its product is annotated as RNA-directed DNA polymerase from mobile element jockey-like. Gene Ontology annotation, molecular function: catalytic activity. NCBI's taxonomy places the organism in Eukaryota, Metazoa, Arthropoda, Insecta, Hymenoptera, Formicidae. The transcript has 3 exons. The annotation marks the transcript as partial. The record is from RefSeq and is a predicted model, not a curated record.